AGCUGACAGAAGACAAGACCUGUUGAUAUCAGUUGGUUUGUUAUUGUUAUUCUGUUAUUAUUCAGCUUAUCUAUAUAAACCAAAGUAUAAUAUAGGAAUAAUGAAUUUAAUUUAAUGUUGUUUAUUGAAUGCUUGAUAAUGAUAACACAUUACCAAAUGAAAAAGUAGAUAAGUUUCAUUCAGUUCAGCUGAUAGUUUUGAUAUUGUUAGAUGUUCAGAUGAGGGAGAUGUCUAACCAAGGCUAUGAGUCCUUGGAAAGUAUUAACAAUACACAUGAAAUUUUGAAUGAGGCCAAAGAUGAAGUAAAAUUUAAGAUUUAUGGAUAUAUUGAAAGCAGAUCAAGAACAUUUUUGUAUAAUUUAUUCAGUUUGUGUUUGAUUGGCAUACCAUAUAUUGUAGUAAACUUCUAUCCACGUUUGAAAACGCUGACAUAUCAAAAAUGCUCUUUGGACAGAGCAACUAUAAUAUUAGUGUCUGACAGUGAUGGAAAAUACUCAUGGAAACAAAUAACUUAUGAAAAAAUAACACAUACUGCCAGACCACUUUUUGGUGAAUUUAGAUAUUUUUUUUAUCAGCACACCAAGUAUGUGUGGUCUACAGAACACUUAGUAUUCGUUACUUUGGGAGAUCUCAUUCCCACUUUGACCAAUGACGAAUAUUUGAAUAAUACAGAUGGUUUGAAGAAAGAAGAAUAUGAAAAUAGGUUGAAUGUGUAUGGGAAAAAUGAGUUAGAUAUAAAGAUUAAAUCAUAUUGGACAUUAUUCAUUGAGGAAGUGAUUACUCCUUUUUAUUUCUUCCAAGUAUUCUCCGUUUGUCUUUGGUUAUAUGAUGAAUAUAUUGCAUAUGCAAUUUGUAUUUUUGUUCUGACACUUUUCUCAAGUUUCACAUCUAUAAUCCAAAUCAGAAAGCAACUUGUAGCUUUACAUGCUCUAGUUGAAUCUUCCAAAUGCCAUGAAGUCACAGUUUGUCGGCAGACUCAGGAGUCAAAUCAGGAUAUUAUAAAAAUAAACGCAGCCAAUCUUGUUCCUGGGGAUUUGAUAGUACUUCCAGCAGCAAAUUUGAUUAUGCCGUGUGAUGCAGUAUUGUUAACAGGCCAAUGCAUUGUCAACGAGAGUAUGUUAACAGGUGAAAGUGUGCCCAUAACUAAAACAGCCCUUCAGUCAAACAAUGAACAAUACAAUAUGGACACCCAGAAACGACAUACUCUCUUCUCGGGCACUAAUGUGAUGCAAACUAGAUAUUACGGCGGGGAGCAUGUUUUAGCCAGGGUCAUAAGAACAGGUUUUGACACGACGAAAGGUUCCCUCGUUAAAAGUAUUUUGUACCAACCACCAGUUGGUUCGGACUUUUACAAGGACAGUUUCAAGUUUGUUCUUGUACUGCUCACAGUUGCUGCUGCUGGAAUGGGGUAUUGCAUGUACCUUUAUAUAUCUCGAGGAGCCGCAUUCGAGGAUAUAAUUGUAAGAACUUUGGACGUUAUAACAAUAGUGGUACCACCGGCUCUACCAGCUGCAAUGGCCAUCGGUACUUCUUAUAGUCAGAGUCGUUUGAAAACACUCGGAAUUUUUUGUGUCAGUCCACCCAGAAUAAAUAUUUGUGGAAAAAUCAAAUUGGCGUGCUUCGACAAAACAGGAACUCUAACCCAUGACUCGUUGAACAUGAAUUCAAUUGUACCGUCAGUUGAUGGGCGGUUUUCACUGCCAAUAGAUAAUGUAGCAGAAUUGGAUGUAGAGAGCAAAUUUGUUCAAGGAAUGGCGACUUGUCACUCCCUAACAAGAAUUGACAACAAACUGAAUGGAGAUCCCUUGGAUAUAAACAUGUUUGAGUUCACAAAAUGGGAUUUGGAUGAACCAGGAGAUGAUGAGAACACACGUUUUGACAUGUUGGCACCUACUGUUGUCAUGCCUGGGCGAAAUAUUGGAACACCCGGUAAUAGCAAAGAUUUAGAGAUGCCCUAUGAAAUAGGAAUAAUCAAACAAUUCACGUUUUCCUCGACCACCAGCUGUAUGACAGUUAUAUGUCGCGAUCUGCGUAACCCGCGUCUGAUGGCAUUCACAAAAGGAGCCCCGGAAAAAUUACACGGCAUGUGUAUUCCCGAAUCAGUUCCGGAAGAUUUCAAUUCCAGCCUAUCCCAGUUCACUUCUCAGGGGUAUAGAGUCAUUGCUUUGGGCUAUAAGGAUCUACCGCAUAAAUUUAGAUGGAAAGAGGCCCAGUCAACAAAAAGAUCUGUUAUUGAAUGUGACCUAAUUUUUCUUGGAUUUUUGAUAAUGUACAAUCCCUUGAAAACUGAAACAGCACCUUGCAUUAGAACUCUCCAUCAAGCGAACAUAAAAACUGCUAUGAUCACAGGUGAUAAUAUUCUCACUGCCAUAUCAGUCGCAUAUGAAUGUGGUAUGGUGAAUACUGAUGACCAAGUGUAUAUUAUAUCGAUGGAAAAUACAGAUGAUAGCCCUGAAAAGGUUCCUAAAGUGAUUAUAGAAAAAGCCGGCACAAGCAGUAGCAAAGAUUAUGUCUCUCUGAACCUAGAUAAUAAUGAUUACCACUUCGCACUUGAUGGUAAAACUUGGAAUAAACUGAGGUACUUUUAUCCAGAUGUAAUACCGAGCAUUUUGGUGAGAACAACAAUUUUUGCGAGGUUUCAACCAGAUCAAAAAACUCAACUCAUUAUGAGUUUUCAAAAUCUGGAUUAUAUAGUUUCUAUGGUCGGGGAUGGUGCUAAUGACUGCGGGGCACUGAGAGCUGCACAUGUUGGGGUAUCUCUUUCCCAAGCUGAAGCAAGUGUUGCCGCCCCAUUCACUUCCUCUAUUGCAGACAUUUCCUGUUUGGUAUAUUUAAUAUUGGAGGGACGAUGUGCUCUGGUGACCAGUUUUGCCAUUUUCAAAUACAUGGCUGUGUACAGCUUGAUUCAGUUCUUCUCUGUACUCAUCUUAUAUAGGCAACAUUCCAACAUGGGUGAUUAUCAAUUUUUGUAUAUCGAUUUGAUAAUCACCACUAUUUUACCUAUAACCAUUGGCCUGCAAGGUCCGUCCAAUAAGUUGGGAACUAAAAGCCCAAUGAAAUCUUUAGUAUCCGUGAAGAAUACUGCUCCACUGAUCCUCCAAAUUGCCGUUUGCGCAUUCAUCCAAGUGUCAGUCAUUUUCUACUUAUACCAGCAACCAUGGUUUGAGCCUGUACCAAUCGCCGUAAUCGAUCCAGUUAUUGAUUGCUGGGAAAGCACGGUACUUUUCUUGGUAUCCUGCUUUCAGUAUAUAGUUUUGGCCACUGUUUAUUCGAAAGGGUUGCCCUUCCGACAGAGAUUGAUAACGAACUUUUGGUUUCUAAUCUCCGCAUUAGGCUUGACGAUAUUCACUACCUGGUUAGUGAUUUUUCCUUGUAAACAAAUGGCUGAAUUGAUGGAUGUGGUUUUCGUCCACCGAGAUGAGAAGGACAAACUAGUAUUCAGAUAUACUUUGUUGCUGUUUCCAUUGAUUCAUGUUUUUAUCGCCGUAUUUAUAGAGUUGGGAAUCAGUGACCGAAAAUGGCUAAACAGAUGUUUCAAGAUUUUGAAAUGCAAAAGAAAAUCGAAGAAUAAAUACAAGUUAUUGUUGAAAGAUUCAAGUUACCGUCCACUAAACUUUGAUGAACAAUGUCAUGACAGUAUGUCUUUCACUUCGAGAACAUCAAUCGUGAUAUGUUACUACCUCCACCAUGAAUUCAGUCCUAACAGCAAUCUACUACUACCUCAGACUUCAGACUUGAGUCUUUGUUUCCUAACUAUCGUUGCAGCAGGCGCUGUAUAGAUACCAAAGAAGAGAGUUUCUCAUGUUUUGGCCAUUUCACAGAUAUUCCAGAAAUCACAAUAUCAAUCAACAGAAACGAAUAUAUACUGAAUCCGAGAAGUUUUAUUGUAGUAAUUAUUAUUAUCAUUAGGAACAUAUUAUUUUCUCUAAGAAUAAACCACUUAAUUACCAUUGGGAAUGCACUGAAAAUACGUCAGACAACUGGGCCAACAACAAAUAAUCAAUAAAUGGAAGUACUGCCUCUCCAAUAUUGGCGUUGAGUCGGCCAGUGGCAACUUUUGUGAUUUACCAUUGAAAAAUGCCAGUAUUAAGCCAAUGCUAGUUCACUGGGAUGACAUUGCUCUGAAAGGAAUCGCCCAUGUAGUGAUAUUUGCUGGGGUUUGUAGAAAUAAUUUUGUUUGCAACUCGUGCGCGAAAUACUUUGGUAAUCUCGAAUAUUUUUAAACUCGGCUGCGCCCCAAAAAUAACUAUUUCAAAAAAUAUAUAUAAAAAAACUGUCCAACGAAACAUAAAUUAAAACUUUUGGCAAAUAACUGCUUGUAACAAUACGAACCGCACUGAAUUUCCUAAACAAACUUGAAAAAAGUGUAUAUCCAGG
Molecule: messenger RNA, 4377 nt
Organism: Phaedon cochleariae (mustard beetle)
Lineage: Eukaryota; Metazoa; Arthropoda; Insecta; Coleoptera; Chrysomelidae
Source: the annotation of a GenBank genome assembly